AUGCUUCGAGGUAAUCAUAUACGAACUUUCAGACCCAAGUAUGGGAAAUCUUCUGGAUUUUUGCCACUUCCAGCUUCAGUUAAUAGAAUGAAUGGUUAUCGAAAGCAUUUGGUACCAUAUAUUCUAGUCUGUAUGAUUUUGAUAUUUUAUUUUUUGAAUCCAAUAGGUUACUACAAACAAUGGACAAGCACAGCAACACAUAACUAUCCAGCGUCUCAUCCCUUGACUAGCCCCUAUGUCAUCGAAUCAUCUUCAAAGUAUUUAUUUCCACCGAUCGAGCAUGCACCUCUUUUGAAACAGCUUACGCCAAAAAAAUUAGUCAAAGAAAACAGGAUUAGAGACGCAAAUUUUCCUGAAAUAGAGAAAAGUUUCAUCCAAUCCUUGAACAUUGAAGAUGACCCUGAUCCAAUUAGACAAAGGAUUAAAGAAGACGAAGAGAACGCUCUUUCAGAUAUUGCGAGGGUUAAAAAUACCUUUAAAAAUCAAGAUAAAUUGGUUUAUAAGCCAAAGUCAACUAAAAAUUACCCAGAUGUUGUUAUUGUAACGGCUGUAGAUUUUGAGAAGUAUUCUCUAGAAGGUUUGACAAAAAUCGUUCAGAAUAGAGUGGAUUAUGGGCAUGCUCAAAAUUAUGGUGUUUAUGUGCGCUGGUAUCAAGAAUUUUUACCAAUCUUGCAUUCUUUCAGCUACUUACAUGUGAAAGAGAAGGCCAAAUGGGUAAGACUUUAUUGUCUUAGAGCAGCAAUGUUUGCUUUCCCAGAGGCUAAAUGGUUUUGGUACAUCGAACAAGAUGCGCUUAUUAUGAAUCUUCAAAUUGACCUUGAGCAGUACCUCCUAUCUCCUGAAGCUUUGGACCCUGCAAUGAAGAGAGAGCAGCCUAUCAUACCUCCAGAUGGUGCGAUUAAGACAUAUAAAAAUCUGCAGCCAGGAUCGGUCAAACUAAUAGUGACGCAAAAUGAGCUCAUGAUUGAUUCAAGCUCUUUCUUCAUCAAAAAUGAUGUUAUUGGAAGAUCAAUAAUAGAGUUUUGGGGAGAUAAACUUUACUUAUUAUACCAAAACUUCCAGUAUGGUCCUGAUUCUGCUUUGACGCAUAUUUUGCAAUGGCAUCCCUUCUUUUUAAGCAAAUCAACAAUUAUUUCGGCAAGGUCAAUUAAUUCGUUAGCAUACAGUUUAGAUUUAUCGGAAGAUUCGAAGAAGCAAGAUCAAUAUCACUAUCAAAAAGGUGACUUUGUAGUUCAAUGGACUGAUCAAGAAGACAUUAACAUGUGUGAAAAAAUUCUAUCUCAAUACUAUUCUAUUCUUAAAGGCAAUUAA
This is a messenger RNA of Priceomyces carsonii, 1311 nucleotides long. RefSeq names its product alpha-1,6-mannosyltransferase (gene MNN11). Gene Ontology annotation, biological process: protein N-linked glycosylation. The coding region runs from base 1 to 1311 and encodes 436 amino acids. The record is from RefSeq and is a predicted model, not a curated record. NCBI's taxonomy places the organism in Eukaryota, Fungi, Ascomycota, Pichiomycetes, Serinales, Debaryomycetaceae. The transcript has a single exon. Gene Ontology annotation, cellular component: mannan polymerase complex; Golgi membrane. Gene Ontology annotation, molecular function: alpha-1,6-mannosyltransferase activity.